Phaedon cochleariae (mustard beetle) is the source of this 738-nucleotide messenger RNA. Lineage: Eukaryota; Metazoa; Arthropoda; Insecta; Coleoptera; Chrysomelidae. The record is from the annotation of a GenBank genome assembly.
AUGGAUGAGGAAACAAAAUCGUUGAUCAAGUCGAUUUAUCUCCAAAACAACGAAAUAAAACAAGACAUCCAAAUUAUUAGAGGCGAUUUACAAGUAGUAUCUAAAAAAAUCUCCGAAUUAGAAAAAAAAGUUGAAAUUUUGGAAACUGAAAAUGAGGAAUUGAAAUGCGAAAUCGAAACUGAGAGAAGAAAACAAAAAAACAACAAUUUAGUUAUAUUUGGGAUUGAAGAAGCAGAAGAAACCGAGACCCUAAAGACUGUCCAGGAAACAAUCCAAGAGAAACUGAAUAUAAAACUGGAAAAUGCAGAUGUGAAUAAUACGUUCAGAAUUGGGAAGCGAAACACAACUAGAAAAAGGCCAGUGAUUCUGGAGUUAGUUCGGAACCUUAAAAAACAAGAAAUCUUGAAGAAUUGCUUCAAACUAAAAGGAACCGAUAUCUCAGUAAGCCACGACCUAACUGAAUCCGAAAGGAAAGAAAAGAAGGUCUUGUAUAAACACUAUAGAGAGGCGAAGGAGGAAAAACUAGAGACAACCCUACUGAAGAACAAGCUCAUCAUCAACGGUGCAACGUAUACUUAUAAAGACUUUCUUAAGGAACCAAAUUCUGAAUUGAAUAUAAAGAAUCCUAGAAACUCAUCUGAAACCUCAUCUAAAAGGAAAAAUGCUCUGAGCCCCCAGGAAGGAACUACAAAAAGGUUCACUCGAAGCGUCAGCAAAGAAGAAAAAAAUACGCAUUGA